Messenger RNA from Habropoda laboriosa, 6747 nucleotides. RefSeq names its product hydrocephalus-inducing protein homolog. The transcript is spliced from 30 exons. The coding region runs from base 1 to 6747 and encodes 2248 amino acids. Gene Ontology annotation, biological process: axonemal central apparatus assembly; cilium movement. Gene Ontology annotation, cellular component: axoneme. Lineage: Eukaryota; Metazoa; Arthropoda; Insecta; Hymenoptera; Apidae. The record is from RefSeq and is a predicted model, not a curated record.
AUGGCGAGAGGUCCAGACUACAAGGUUGGAGUGGUAGACAGGAAGGUGGUGAUUUUCAAAGCGUUCCUGGAUCAAGAUGACGUUGAUCCUAUUUUCACCGAUGUUAUACGGAUGUCGGGAGAAAGUUACGACGUCCUCGUGGAUAUCGAACAUGCGAAUCCUAUCGAUUUGCAGUACGUUAAGGUGGAUUUCCCCGUAAAUGCGCUGUUCUCGAUGAGAAAUCGUGGGGAUUAUGAAGUGCAAUACGUAAUUACGUUGGAGGACACCGAGAAGUUGGCAAAGUUAAAUUUACCCGUGAAUUUUAAGAAGAAGCUGGAAAUUGAACCUGCUGUUGGAUCUAUUUUACCGAAAAAAGAAAUACUCGUUGAAGUGACAUUCACACCGAAGAUCGAAAUGACUAUUAAAGAAGCUCCGAUAUUGAAGUGUCAUUUGGUUGACACGCACAAAGAAACCAGGUUAAUCGCUGAGAUCCCUUUGAAAGUUUCCCUCGUUGCAUACUACACCAGGUUUCGAAUUUAUCCUUAUCCCGUGGUGAACUUUGGAACGUUAUCCAUAUGCACCGAGAAAACCAUGUACCUCAACAUCGAGAACACAGGAAAAUUCCCAUUAAAUUAUUUCAUUCAACUUUCGUACAGACAUCCAUCCGUGAUUUACAUGAGUAACACGACAACGGAAGAGGUUAACCGAAGGCAAAGUGUUGCGAGAAAAAGAGUCUCGAAAAAGGGAACAAAAUCUGCCAGAAGUGAAAGAACAGAGCUUCCUUUAGGACCAGAGAAACUAACGUUUGGUCCAAUAACGAUAAACAAGAUACAGGGUAACGUGAACGUUGGCGAAACAGACAGCAUCGCUAUGACUUGUCACCCAGAAUUCGUAGGUUCUCAGGAGGAGCAAAUCACAGUUAUGGUGGAAAACAGUGUUCCUGAAGAUAGAGAAGGAAAAGUAGUCACGUUGUCCGUGAAUUCUUCUGUCCCGAGUAUCGAUUUUCAGGACCUCGAUUCCAUAUUCCAGGAGAACCACGUGGUAGAUCGAAUUCAAGACUUCGAGUGUCCAAAAGAGAUUGGAGCACAUACGGUGUUCUCUCGCCAAGAAAAAUCCCUUAAUUUUCGAUACAUCAGUGUUCUCAGCACUCACACGACCUGUUUCAAGCUUCACAAUCGCGGAGUUGUCUCAGCUCGCGUGAUAGUUCAAUUCGUAGAAGAAUCUCUGUUACCGCGAACAGCGAAACGAAACACGUUCGUGAUAGAACCAGAAAUUGCACAAAUCCCUCCUAUGAGCUACAAAAUGUUCACCGUUUCUUUCACUCCGCACUCCAUAGAGACGUUUGAAGGAACACUCGAAGCAACUGUGGAUCUACCAUCUCAACUAGAGGCAGAUCAGCUAUUCAUCAAACUGAUAGGAGAAUCUUGCGUGCCGGAAGUGGCGAUUACAGAACCAGCUCAUGGAGCACGGGAAAGACCUACUUUGAACUUUGCUCGCACAUUGAUCGACGAGUGCAGUUGCAGGCAUUUCGCCGUGGAAAACGUCGGCUUCAUCAGGUCCAAAGUCAUCGUGGAAAUCGACGAGGAUCAGAGUAACGUGUUUAAUUUCUCCGCCUGUUCCGACACUCAGCCUUUGUUGCAGACCUGGGAAGGCUACUGCGAUGAGCCACACGACAAGUGCACAGUAGUUCGACUGUCGCCAGGAAACACGGCUCGCUUUAAAACCACAUUUUCCCCCAAUAAAACUGGAAAACACACGGGAAAAAUUCGUCUACACGUGGUGGACAAUCCUUACGAGAAUUUGCUGAUAAAUUUAGACGGCGAGUGUUACGUAGAGUCGAUCGUUUUGGACGGUCUGCCGCUGGAGGACACUAAACGUAGAAUCUCCACUGGCAAUCGGGACUCGCAGAGGUUGAGGAGGGUUUCUUUGAAACAGAAUUCUUUGACGUCAGCUUCCAGCAGCAUGAUUUUCGCGGUGUCUCUGACCUACAUUCUCGACUACGGCCUCUGUUUCAUUAGCAAAAUGUACAAAAAGACUUUCAAGAUUGUCAAUAAAUCCACGGACCGGUGGUUCCGUUUCCAAUGGAGCGUGCACCCCCACGUUGUGUUCGUGCCAUCCAUUGGACACAUCAAGUAUCUCACGUGCAAGGAGAUCGUUGCUACAUUCCUGGCAGCGGAACCCACGAAUCACCUGAACGUACGUAUCGAAUGCAGUUUAUUCGAAAUCAUAGUAGAAGAUCCGACCGAUGCAGCCUGGGACGACAGACAAACGGAGGUACGAUGGGAGAGGAUUCACCAUGAUCUUAUGCAUCAACUAAGCGACGCAGAUCUGUUAGCGAAGAAGAUCGUGCAACCAACUGUUGAGGCGAAGCACGAAGUUGUUCCCGGGACCAGCAAAUGCAUCCAAUUAUUAUUAAACGCCGCUGUUGCAUUCUCCGAAUACGUCUGCCAAGUUCAAGAAAUUCAUUUCAAGGAUACGUUGAUGUUUCAAACCAGAGAGUACACGUUCGCGUUAUCGAAUCCAGGCAUUGUAAAUACGUUGUUCUCGUGGAAGAUAAAUAUGGACGAGCAAUAUCCGAAGAGGAACAUCGGAGACGGUUCGAACGUGAGUUCCAAGCAGAGAACCACGGACGAAAUCCGUUCGCGACAGAAUUCGAUACCGUCCAGAGGAAUUUACUCCGCGAGAAGUGAACAUCGUCACCGAAACAUCGAAAGGGACGAAAGGAGCUCCGGAGACACUGCUAAUUUGUCGUCGCAGCAAUGUCAAUCUUUCGCCUCUGAUAGCACGGAGCCGAAAGAGAUUGGCAGCGCGAGGCGAUCGGAUCUUUUCAGUAGCACGGCAGGAUUGUCAGAGAGAACCACCGAUAGUUGGCUGGAAGGCGACGAUUUGCCUUUCGCAAUUUACCCCGAGACAGGAACGAUACCGCCUGGACAAUCCAUGGAAUGUACAUUAAAAUUCUCUCCCAAGGAUGUAUUUUAUUACAAGGCAUACCUUACGUGCAAGGUGGAAAAUCUCGAUCCUGAACGGCCAAACUGGACGAUCCAGGUCGUGGCAAGAAGCCUGCUCCCCUAUUGUCACUUCGACGUGCAGGAGAGCGACUACGUAACCAGCAACAGACGCGACCCAAAGCGACCGGGUCCCGUGGGCUACGAGAUAGACGAUCUCACUUUGUGGCAGAACAUCAGGGUAAUCGAAUUUAAAGUGGUCGGCGUUGGCGGAACUCACGUGAAAAAAUUUCAUCUGAUCAAUCCAACCUCGGACGAUUACCAUUUCUCGUGGAGGGAUCGAACGCAACACAAGACAGACGAGAUAUCGAAUUUUCAUUGUACAGUGACCGAGGGCGUAGCUGAACGCGGGAAACGAACCGACCUGGCUUUCACGUUUUUGGCAGAGGACGUCGGUGUCUUCGAAUCCUUCUGGCUCUUCUCCAUCGACAGAUACAAUCUCGAGUGCCUUUUCCUGGUCGCCGCCGUCGUAACCGAGCCCUCGGUGCACUGCCUCACGGUUCACGUGAAACUGAAGCCAACAAUCUUGGGGCACAACGUGCGAGACACGAUCAAAUUAUUGAACAACGAAGAUUUUCAUAUACCAUUUAAAGUGGCGGAAGAAUCUCUGUUUUCCGAGGGUAAAUUCCAGAAGCUCGCCGUGACUCCAGCAACUGGGAGCCUGGUAUCGAAGAGUGAACAGCAUCUCUCGGUCGAGUACCAUCCAAGCCGGGUCGGUGAAUUCCACUUUUCCAUUCAGUGCGCCGUGAAGCUGAUGAAAAGCCCCCUCACAGUCUUCGUGACCGCCUCCGUUUACGAUAUCGUGUCCUCGGUCUCCUAUUGCAUCCACGCUGGCGAAAUCGCGCGAACUUUCGAGGACAAGGAGAACGUCAUUGACCUGGGGAAGUUAAUGCUCCAAAUACCGGUCACCGUCAAGUUCGAUAUAACGAAUUCCGGUAAAGUGGCUUUCUAUUAUUCUUGGGAGAUUGGUAUGACGCCAGAAAUUGCGUAUAGAAACGCAUACAGCGUGGCAAUAUCUCAGAAACAGGGUCAUGUGACUGCUGAAGAUCGAUCUACUUGUUGUUUGACAGUAACAGUGUUUCAAAAAGUCACUAUAAAAAAUCAUUGCGUUCUUCUGAAGAUUUCUAAUGGUUCUACCUAUAAAUUCAUACUGAAGGCCUGUUCGAAAAAGCCUGCUGUCGAAUUCAAUUUCAAUCGUUACGAUUUUGGACCCUGUUACAUUCAAGAGAAGAACACAAUGUCUUAUUACACAGAACUUCAACUGACGAAUUCUGAUGACGUGCCCUUAGUAGUCGAGUGCAAGUACGAAGAACAGCCACACCUGUCCAUCGACUUGACUUCCCUCUCAGAAGCCAUAGUUCCUCGAUCCACGAUCGCUAUACCGAUCAUUUUUCGCCCUUUAAAGGAGACCACCUAUCACGAACGCCUAAUAUUCGCGAUCAACUCAGCGAACGAGAAGAAUAUAACGAUUACAGGCGAAGGUAUCUGGUACAAAGUCCGUCUGGUGAAUCCUCGCGACAAAUCUAUCGAUCUCGGCAGCGUUCCCGCCUCCAGGAGCGUCUCAAGGAAGAUCCCUAUAAUAAACGAAGGUCUGGCACCUCUAGAAUUAAAAUUCGACCUGCUGAAGAAUCUGAGCGGCUACGACGAGUAUCGCGAACGACUGGGAUUUCGUUCGCUGAAGAAAGAAGAAGCAAGCGAAUUAGCUCGAGCCUCCAUUAUGGAGACGAAACGCUCUGGGACGUUGGAUCAGAGGCUACAGACCGUAGAACCGAAACUUUCAGACGUGUUAACGAUAGAACCUUCGUCUAACGUUGUUUUGAAACCGAAUAAAAGGAUGAACGUGUCGGUCACUUUUAGACCUACGUACAGAAUGUGUCCGUUCGCUACUAAAGUGGCUCUUCAGACGUCUUCGACGAUCCUUCCGUUGUUUUUGCUACGUGGAAGCUGCGUUGGCGCGGAGUUUCGGUUAAACAGAAGCCAUAUCUCAUUUGGCACAGUUGUUCAGGAUUGUGUGGAGAAGUCCAAAGUGAUUUUGAUGAACACUGGAGAUAUUGGCUCGAGAUUCAAGUGGAACACGUCGAAUCUACCAGAUGACUUUCGGAUCAGCCCUAUGUCCGGUUACUGCUUGGCCGGUAUGGAUGUCAGUUUUAUCGUGAAGUUCCAACCUCGUGAGCAGCGCAGCUUAAUCGAGGGUGAGGCGAUAAUGGAAAUUGAGAAAUACGAAUCGUUGAGGGUGAAAAUUUUUGGAACAUGCUCGAAACUUCCGGAACCAAUUGAAACGAUCUUCUUCGAGUCGCUGGUACGAGAGAAAGAAACGAGAACUGUGAUGGUGAUGAACGAUAUGAACGUUCUUUGGAAAUUGAAGCCCGAAGUCACUGGAGAUUAUUUCUUCGUUAAUGAAAUUCUGCAAAUUCAUCCGCGGGAAUCUGCUCCGUGUGUCAUCACGUAUGGUCCACUUGUAAUGAAUACUGACGAAACGCUGCAUACUGGCACGUUAAUAUUGAAGUCAUUGGACGAAAAUAUACCCAUGCUGUAUUCCCUUCGUGGCAGAAGCUUUCCUCCAGAGGCUGCUGCAAAAAUUAGCCGUCGAUUCCCAGCAAAAAUGAAAUAUACCGAGCUUCUACCUGUUCAUAAUUGGUUAGACAGACAGGAGAGAUUCCAUUGCGAGAUCAAAUUGCUGAAAAGCGACGAUAUUCGAUCGGAGAUUCCUUUAUAUAGCUUCUUGGGUAAUGAGAGAAUCGAUAUCCCGGCCAAUAGCCAGAGAGACUAUCGUGCAGUAUUUCAUUGCUACGUGAAGUCGAAUUUUUAUUUCAAAGUGAUGUUUACCAACGAAGAAAGGGAGUAUCAAUUUUACGAGAUCGAAUAUGAAGUAACAGAGCCAGAAGUUAUAGAAUCGAUUAAAUUAGCUACCGCCGUUCGAACUCAGGUGUGUUACACCUUGAAAUUGGACAAUCCAUUGGAACACGAUACAAUAGAGUACACCGUGGAGUGUGAUUAUCCUUUUAUUACGGUGAACCAGGUGCCAAAACUUUUGGCGCCAAUGUCACACGAGUAUAUGUACAUACAGUAUCAUCCAACGUUACCAACCGAUGAAUCUGUCAUGCUGAACGUCAAUUCUGAGAAAUUAGGCACUUUUCCGUACGAAUUACGCUUGAAAGCCACCCCUGCGCCGCCAGAAAAAGUUACACGAUUGAACGCAACCUUGGGAAGCACGUGUAACUUCUCACUUCUUGUGCAUAAUUCUACGAAAGAGGAUACGAUAUUUAUUAUUCAAGUAGACAGUGAUUGUUUCACGAUUCCACAAAGAAUUUUCGUGGAAGCAUUAAGCGACAGCAAGAUCAACGUGAUUUACGAGCCUUGUGAGAUUGGAAACGUCACUGCCACAUUGACAGCGUCCUCUGACAUUGCUGGAGAAUUUGUAUUUCCUUUGAUUGGUUCUUAUUCGUUACCAAAACCAACGGGGCCUUACACAGUCACUCAGAAUUUCCCAGCAUCGAUUCCCUUCAAAAAUAUCUUCAGAGAGACGAAAACCUUCGACUUUCUCGUCGACGUUCCCGAAAUUUUUACAAUAGAAGCUCCGUCGCAGAUCUUAAAUCCUAAACAGAGUAUCGUUAUCCAGGUGAACAUCCAAGAGGACAAUCAGAACGACGAACAAUUAAUGGAAGAAAAAUAUCCCGUUACAGGAAAGUUAAUAAUCUAUUGCACAGAUCCUGUUCUUUCUCACGUUAAUUGGGUGUACUAUUUAAGAGGUGUCUUCGAAUAA